GGAGCCCCUUGAAAUUCCCAAUCAAUCAGUGAUUUUAUUGCAAUUGCUGAAAGACUUGCUUACCACACAAAAAAAAAUAAAUCCCUAGACGAGUUUUAUUAUGUCUGCAGCAGGGCACGCCAUGGACGGGGAGGCUCGCUUCAGAUUGUGUCUCGCAGUAUUUUUCCUCCAGCUUUGUUUCUCAGGUUUCAGUGAAGCCACACGUGUCGCAUACUGCGAUAAGAAAGGCAACUAUGCCGUUAAGGUCAGUGGAGUUGAGAUAUCUCCUGACCCGGUGGCGAGAGGCGAGCCAGCUACCUUUGAGAUCUCGGCCAAAACUGGUCAAGAUAUCUCUGGUGGCAAAGUAGUGAUUGAUGUUUCCUACUUUGGGAUACAUGUCCGCACGGAGACGCAUGAUCUGUGUGAGGAAGCAUCCUGCCCUAUUACAGCUGGACAGUUCUUGCUUUCUCAUACGCAAACUUUACCUGCAUUCACUCCGCCAGGCUCUUACACUCUAAAGAUGAGAAUGGAGGAUGAAAAGAAUGAACAGUUAACUUGCAUUAGCUUCAAUUUUAAGAUUGGUUUUGGAUCAGAGAUCUCUGAUAGUUGAGCUGCCAACAUCCGUAGAUGGAAAAUUUCUUCGUUCUAUGUACAUUGUUAUUGGGAGUGCUUUCUUUCAACUACAAACAGACCUCAUUCCUUUGAGAAGUGUCAUAUAUGUCUUUUUCUUGUAUGAGAUGGUAUAUGCAUGUAUUAGAUAAUUAGAACAUGAUUCUGAAUAUUUUCCUAAAUGCUGUGUGUGACUUUUGGCUCCCAAAGUGGAAUAUUGCAUUAACCUUGUUCCUA
Tripterygium wilfordii is the source of this 825-nucleotide messenger RNA. Its product is annotated as putative phosphatidylglycerol/phosphatidylinositol transfer protein DDB_G0282179. The transcript is spliced from 4 exons. Gene Ontology annotation, biological process: intracellular sterol transport. Gene Ontology annotation, molecular function: sterol binding. The record is from RefSeq and is a predicted model, not a curated record. Lineage: Eukaryota; Viridiplantae; Streptophyta; Magnoliopsida; Celastrales; Celastraceae. Bases 101 to 589 code for a protein of 162 amino acids.